AUGCGUUCCUUCGCUACUAUCAUGGCUGCCGCCGCUCUGGCUCAGACCGCAAUGGCCCACUACCGCUUCACUUCGCUCAUUGUUGGCGACGAGGUCACCAAGGAGUACGAGUACGUUCGCCAGAACAGCAACAUGAACUCCCCCGUUACCGAUGUUACCUCCAAGGACCUCGUUUGCAAUGCUGGUGGCCUCGACACCGGUGCCCAGACCAAGACCUACAAGGUUGCCCCUGGUGACACUGUUGGUUUCGCUCUCGACACCCCUAUCCAGCACCCUGGUCCUCUCAACGUCUACAUGUCCAAGGCUGAUGGCGAUGCUUCUGAAUAUGACGGUUCCGGUGAAUGGUUCAAGAUCUUCACUAUGGGUGCCAACAAGCCCGGCGACAACGGUCUUACCUUCAAGGCCGACCACCUCAGCAAGGUUACCUUCGACCUCCCCAAGGACACCCCUGCUGGACAAUACCUCCUCCGUGUUGAGCACAUCGGUCUUCACAGUGCAUCUUCCUUCGGUGGUGCCCAGUUCUACAUUUCUUGCGCUCAGAUCCAGGUUUCUGGCAGCUCUACUGCUAAGCCUUCCCCUACUGUCAAGAUCCCUGGUGUCUACACUGGCCACGAGGACAGCCUUGAGUUGAGCAUCUACUACCCUAUCCCCGAAAACUACCAGCCCCCUGGUCCUGCCGUUUGGCCCAGCAACGGCUCAUCUGAUUCCGCACCCGCCUCUUCUGCUGCUGCUUCUGUUCCCGCUUCUAGCUCCAGCGCUUCAGCCAAGGUCCCUGCCACCACCGCUUCGUCUGCCAAUCCUACUACCAUGGCUACUGUCGUCAAGUCCAGCGCCGCUGCUUCCACUGCCACUGGCUCUGUUGGCGGCUCCACCAGCGGCACCUCCAAGAGAUACCAGCAGUGCGGCGGUAAGGGCUUUACUGGAGCAACUCAAUGUGAAUCUGGCACCACUUGCAAGGUUCAGAACGACUACUACUCUCAGUGCCUCUAA
Messenger RNA from Aureobasidium melanogenum CBS 110374, 990 nucleotides. RefSeq lists its product as uncharacterized. Gene Ontology annotation, molecular function: cellulose binding. Bases 1 to 990 code for a protein of 329 amino acids. The record is from RefSeq and is a predicted model, not a curated record. Gene Ontology annotation, biological process: carbohydrate metabolic process. The transcript has a single exon. Gene Ontology annotation, cellular component: extracellular region. NCBI's taxonomy places the organism in Eukaryota, Fungi, Ascomycota, Dothideomycetes, Dothideales, Saccotheciaceae.